AUGUUGGCAUCCUCCACUGCCGCCGACACUGCCGCCCUGGCCGAUAAGGGCAUCUCCUUGCACAACGUCUACGGCUCUUUCGAAGCUCAUCCAAUCCUGUUCCAACGAUGGGCCACCACCCUGCCGAAGUGGUUGUCGACCGGCGACAUGGUCGUUCUCCCCCAUAGAGUUAUCCGAGGUGUCAACCCCCAAGCCGUCAACGCCGCACUUGAUGACAUCGGCAAGGGCGGUGGGGUAAGGUAUGUCGUCCAGGUCCAUGUGGAUGAUGGAGAUGAUGAUGAUGGGGAGGAGGCACGAGAUAUAUAG
This is a messenger RNA of Colletotrichum siamense, 306 nucleotides long. RefSeq lists its product as uncharacterized. Bases 1 to 306 code for a protein of 101 amino acids. Lineage: Eukaryota; Fungi; Ascomycota; Sordariomycetes; Glomerellales; Glomerellaceae. The record is from RefSeq and is a predicted model, not a curated record. The transcript has a single exon.